AUGAUACCACAAGACGUGAUCGAAAAAGUGCUAUCCAAAGCCCAAGAAAGCGCAUCACAUAGCUGGGAACACAGCACAGUAUUCGAAGCGCUCCUCGAAUACCGCAACCCAUCCUACAGCGUCUUCUCUCCCGACCCAUUUCCAAACGGCGAAACGCCAAGACUGAAGAUCGAAGACAUUGACGCCCUACGCUAUGUAAGACCGCUGAUCCGGACCGAUACCCCAGCGCUCAGCGAAGACAACGGCUCAUCAGCAGACCCAGCAUCCCUGUGUCUGCCCGCCCUGCUCCUCGCUCACUCUCCAUCCCUAUCCCCUUCCACCCGAACCACCUAUUCGACCGCACUACGCCGCCAACUCGACCAUCUGCUCAACAAAACCCCGCGAUUCCCAAACGGCGCGCUAUCCCACCGCUCAGCCUAUCCCUCACUAUGGUCCGAUUUCAUCUACAUGGGGCCGCCGAUGCUCGCCUACACGGGCGCAUGCACGCACGAUGCAUUUCUGCUCGGUGAAAGCGUGCGCCAGUGCCAACUGUACUGCGAGGUCCUCGGCACACCGUCGGGCGCCUGGCGCCACAUUGCCAACGUUUCUCCCCUACCACAGCUUUCUCCGACGACGGAGAGAGUCAAGCAAGAUGACGCCCCGUGGUCCACGAGUAAUGCCUGGGCCGCCGCUGGCAUGGCUCGUGUCCUGGCUACCCUGCUGAAUUCCCCUUUUGCUCCCCACACGAAGCCCCAGCAGCGCGACCUGCGUGAUAUGAUUAUAGCUAUUGUGCGUGCCGCGAGAGCGGCGGAUACCCAUCCACAGCGCCUGCUGCGCAAUUAUCUGGAUGAUGAGAGUGCGUUUGCUGACGUUGCGGGGACCGCGUUGAUGGCUGCGGUGGUGUUUAGGGUUGCGGGCUUGGAAGGUGAGAGCGUGGUGCUUGGGGGUGAGUAUAUCGAGUGGGCGGUGGACAAGAUGAGGGUCGUGGCGGAGCAUGUUGAUGUGCGGACGGGGGUUGCGGCGCCUGUUGUGAAUUCGCUGAGGGAGAGUCAGCAGAUGCCGGUGGGAGAGGUUAACCCUGAGGCACAGGCGUUUAUUGUUUUGUUGUUUGCUGCAUGGCGGGAUUGGAGUCAAGCUGAAUCAUCCAGAGGAGGCCAUUUCUCAGACAAAGUGUGAAGUUGAGACUUUGGUUUGUAGAAAGUAUUGGGAGUGGUGUUGCAUUGCAGACUCAGCAUGAAAGGGAUAACCACAUACCAAAGGAGACCAUGCCGUCAAGAUUCAGUAACAAUAGUAGCGUUGUAUUUCGUGUACGCUGAGCC
This is a messenger RNA of Bipolaris maydis ATCC 48331, 1298 nucleotides long. RefSeq lists its product as uncharacterized. NCBI's taxonomy places the organism in Eukaryota, Fungi, Ascomycota, Dothideomycetes, Pleosporales, Pleosporaceae. The record is from RefSeq and is a predicted model, not a curated record. Gene Ontology annotation, biological process: carbohydrate metabolic process.